This is a messenger RNA of Tetrahymena thermophila SB210, 2445 nucleotides long. RefSeq lists its product as hypothetical. The record is from RefSeq and is a predicted model, not a curated record. The transcript has 2 exons. NCBI's taxonomy places the organism in Eukaryota, Ciliophora, Oligohymenophorea, Hymenostomatida, Tetrahymenidae.
UCUUGCUAAAAUAUGUCUAUUUAUUCUGGCUUUGCUACUCGUUAAAUUGAAUAAACUUAUAACAUUAUGGUUGAGCAAUUAUUUAAAAUCCUGUAGAAAAGACUCCUCAAAUUUUAUAGAUAAGAAACUGUAAAUGAAAAUGCUUUUGCUGAUUGCAUUAAAAAAUUGCUCACUUAGAUGUCAUUUUUUGAAAGAUAAAAACAUUUACCUCCUAAAUUCUCUGAUAAUUGCAAAGAGUUAGCUGCAUUUUUAAAACUAUCAAUACCAUCAAAUGUAUCUCUUUUUGCAACUAAAAAAAAUAAAGAAUUAAACUAGUAACAAGUUAACAAUAAACAAGAAGAUUAGCAUAAUAAUUAAUAAUAAAAUAUUGUCAAGUAAAACAUAGAAAUGCCUAAUGUAAAUUAUGGAGAACCUCUUAAAUCAGAAAUAAAUAUUUCUAAAAAUGACUACUAGCACUCUCUUUUUUCUACAAAUACAUUUUAAGCGAUUAAUAAUGAGUAGAAAUAAUAAAUAUAAAAUAACUAAAAUUCUAAUAAAUUUAGAGAUGGUAAAUAAAAUUUCAUUACUUUAGAGGCUGCGUAUAAUAAUUCAUCGUCUUCUAUGUCUCCUAAUACUUCUAUACAUUCCUCAUUAGCUUCUUUGGGUAAAAAUAAUAUUAACAAUUAAAAGAUAAUAGCUUAGUAAUAAGAGUAAAAAGUAUAAGAUUAAUAAAAAAAUAUUAUUAAGGAGUACAACCCUCAAAAAAAUGAUACUCAAGCUAAUUUAGUUAGGUAAAUAGUUGAAGGAUAAAAAAAAGUAAUACAGACCAUAGACUAAAAAAAGUCAACGGAAUUAAAAAAAAUUAACACAGAAGAAAGACCAUAAAUAUAGGGAAAUAUAAAAAAUAGAAUUGAACAAAAAAUACUGUAAGAAAAUAUAUCAAAUGAAGCAACUUAAAUCAAUGAAAACUCACUAAAAUAAUUUAGGGUUAUCAAAAAAUUCCCUAUUUAGAAUCAUAUCGAGAAAAAUUAAUAGUAGUAAGAGUAACAGUAAAAUAACUAGAUAUUGAGUUAAAAAGUUAAUACUCUUGAAAGCAAUGGUUAAAUCUAUUAAACAUUAGGAGAUGAGACUUAAAUAGUACCUCUGAUGAAUAAGAAAAAAAAUAAGAGGUCUCAUACAACUAAGAGAUAAAGAAAGAGAAAUUAAAUUCUAAAUAAUAUUUAUAUGAAUGGAGAAGAUUUUAGUACUGUACAAGUAGGGUCUUCUACUACUACAGCUGUUAAUUUAAAUAAUUAUUAAAAACGCUCUAGGUCUUCAUACAGAUCAUAAGAACAAUAUAAUUCAAAGAGGGGAUGGCUUAAAUUACAAUAAGAAAACUAUUUAGUGAGGUCUGAUUCAGAAGAAAAUAGACUUUAAGAAAGUGAAAAAGUUAGUAGCAACAAUUUAGAUAAAUAAAUAAAAAUGAGUAAAUUUAAUAAUAACUACUGUGAAUCAAAUACAAACAUUAAUUCUACAAAUGGUAGUUAUAAUCCUUCUAUGAACGUAUCCAGGCAGAAUCUUACUAUUAAAUCUAAUAAUAUUUAAAACCAGAUCAACCAAGACAAUAGCUAAUAACUUAAUUAGAGAGAUUAAUUAGAAAUAAAUUGUGAUUAGACUAUGUAUUCUGUAAAACACUAAAUCAGUGAAUCUGCCAAUAAAUUUGGAAAUAUCCUUUAAAAUAAAAAUAAUCCAAACCAAUCUAUGAUGGUGGAGUCUUUUAAUUCUAGGAUAUCUAGAUAAAAACUUGACACUAAUUUAACAAUCAACGAUACUGAUGAAGAGCCUUUGCAAAGUAAGAUUAACCAAAAUAAAAAUCAAUAAAAUAAAAAAUAAGAUAAUAAUUCUAGCAUUGAAUUAAAAAGCUUAUUUUAUCCAUUCAAUGAUCCAAUAUCAACAAAAAAUAGAACACCUUAAAAGCAAAGAGUAUUAUAAAAUAGCUCAUUAAAUAAUAGCCUUUAAAGCACAUAAACUGCAUUGAAGCAAAAUACAUAAUAGAAUGGAGGAUCUUAUCAGUUUAAUUAAAUGUAUAAAAAUGAAACGAAAGCUCAGAAUGGUUCGAAUAUUUAUUAACAUCUCAAAUAAAAGUAGAACAUUAUCUAGAAUUCAAGUAAAAAAAGAUUAUAUAGCGAAGACAGCUCUAAAGUAUUUAAAUUCUCAAAUAAUUAGCUCGAUUAAUCCACUUCUGACGAAUAAUUUAAAAAUAAUUCUUCAUUUAAUGCUUCAAAUAUUUCUAAAAAAGAAAGUAUUUCACCUUAAAAAAAGAAAAACUUUAAUAAUUCUAACAUAAUAAAUAGCAAUUAAAUGAAUAAUAACUCAAAUAAUACUGUUAAAUAAAAUAUUGUAAACAAUAAAAUUUCCUCUAAUAUAAUAAAACAAAACAUAUUAUGCAAUAAUUCAACUCAUAAAGAGUAAAAUGAAUAAAUUUGA